ACCAGUCAGGAGGGAGAGCAGCUUCAAGGGCUGAAGGAGGCUGAUAUCAAGUUCCCAUUCACUCCUGUCUCUGUGAAGAGUGAAGAAGAUGCUGAAGAGAAACCUCAGUCCUCACAUCUACAUCAAAGACAAACUGAAGAGAUGGAAACAGAAGCUGAUGGAGAGGACUCUGGAGGACCAGAACCAGCCAGGAACUCAGAUUCAGAUACACAUUUACAACCAGAUACUGAUGAUAAGACCAGAGACUCUUCUGAACCUGAGACUGAAAACAGUGAUGACUGGAAGGAGAUCAGAGAACCUCAGUCAGAUUUAAACUCUUUGAAAAAUGAUGAAGUUAUUGUCAGUGAUUUGAGAUGUAGUACUGGAGAGAAACUAUUUAGCUGCUGUGAGUUUGGGAAAACAUUUGGCAACAGUGGAAAUCUGAAGAUACACGAGAGAACUCACACAGGAGAAAAACCUUUCAACUGCUCAGUUUGUAAGAAAUCUUUUACACAGCUUGGAAGUUUACAGAAACACAUGAGAGUCUCUGUGUGUGUUAACUGUUUUCCUGCAGACGUCCAGCAGGUGUUGCUGGUUAAAGAAGAGGUUCCCCCUGAGCAGCAGGAGUGGAGCUCCAGUCUGGACCCGGAGGACCCAGAGCCCCGACAUAUUAAAGAGGAACAGGAGGAACUCUGGACCAGUCAGGAGGGAGAGCAGCUUCAAGGGCUGGAGGAGGCUGAUAUCACCAAGUUCACAUUCACUCCUGUCCCUGUGAAGAGUGAAGAAGAUGAUGAAGAGAAACCUCAGUCCUCACAGCUUCAUGAAAGACAAACUGAACAGAUGGAAACAGAAGCUGAUGGAGAGGACUGUGGAGGACCAGAACCAGCCAGGAACUCAGAUCCAGAUACACUUUUACAACCAGAUACUGAUGACAAGACUGGACACUCUUCUGAACCUGAGACUGAAUACAGCAAUGACUGGAAGGAGAUCAGACCAUGUAGUACUGUUGAGAAACCCUUUAGCUGCUCUGAGUGUGGGAAAAGAUUUGGCCACAGUGGUAAUCUGAAGAGACACAUAAGCUCCCAUACAGGAGAGAAACCUUUCAGUUGCUCAGUUUGUACGAAAUCUUAUAGACUGCGUGGAGAUUUACAGAUACACAUGAGAACUCACACAGGAGAGAAACUUUUCCGCUGCUCAGUUUGUAAGAAAUCUUUUACGAAGAGAGAAAAUUUUCAGAAACACAUGAGAAUCCAUACAGGAGAAAGACCUUUCAGCUGCUCAGUUUGCGAGAAAUGUUUUAGACAGCGUGGAAAUUUACAGAAACACAUGAGAAUCCACACAGGAGAGAAACCUUUCAGCUGCUCAGUUUGUAAGAAAUCUUUUACGCAUGGAGGAUCUUUACAGGAACACAUGAGAAUCCACACAGGAGAGAAACCUUUCAGCUGCUCAGUUUGUAAGAAAUGUUUUUCAAAGAGUGGAAAUCUACAGACACACAUGCGCAUUCACACAGGAGAGAAACGAUUCAGUUGCAGUGUUUGCAACAAAAGAUAUGCUAGUCAUCGACAGGUCAAAACACAUAAAUGUGUUGGUCGUCGGUCUUCACAGCUUCAUCAAACUCAAACUGAGGAGCACAGAGAGGCAGAGCCUCCAGCCAGCAGCUCAACUGAACAGAUGGAAACAGAAGCUGAUGGAGAGGACUGUGGAGGACCAGAACCAGACAGGAACUCAGAUCCAGACGUCCAGCAGCUGUUGGUGGUUAAAGAAGAGGUUCCCCCUGAGCAGCCGGAGUGGAGCUCCAGUCUGGACCAGGAGCACCCAGAGCCCCCACACAUUAAAGAGGAACAGGAGGAACUCUGGAUCAGUCAGGAGGGAGAGCAGCUUCAAGGGCUGGAGGAGGCUGAUAUCAAGUUCCCAUUCUCUCCUGUCCCUGUAAAGAGUGAAGAAGAUAAUGAAGAGGAACCUCAGUUCUCACAGCUUCAUGAAAUACAAACUGAACACACGGAAACAGAAGCUUACGGAGAAGACUAUGAAGGAUCAGAACCAGUCAGGAACUCAGAUCCAGAUACACAUUUUCAACCAGAUACUGAUGACAAGACUGGAGACUCUUCUGAACCUGAGACUGAUGACAAUGAUUAUGGGAUGGGGAGCAGACCAUGUAGUACUGGUGAGAAACCCUUUAGCUGCUCUGACUGUGGGAAAAGAUUUGGCCACAGUGGUAAUCUGAAGAGACACAUAAGAUCCCACACAGGAGAGAAACCUUUCAGCUGCUCAGUUUGUACGAAAUCUUUUACACAGAGUGACACUUUACAGACACACAUGAGAAUCCACACAGGAGAAAAACCUUUCAGCUGCUCAUUUUGUAAGAAAUCUUUUACACAGAGAGGAACUUUACAGACACACAUGCGCAUCCACACAGGAGAGAAACGAUUCAGUUGCAGUGUUUGUAACAAAAGAUUUGCUAGGCUUCGACAGGUCAAAACACAUAGAUGUGUUGGUCGUCGGUCUUCACAGCUUCGUCAAACUCAAACUGAGGAGCACAGAGAGGCAGAGCCUCCAGUCAGCAGCUCAGUUGAACAGAUGGAAACAGAAGCUGAUGGAGAGGACUAUGGAGGACCAGAACCAGCCAGGAACUCAGAUCCAGAUACGCAUUUACAACCAGAUACUGAUGACAAGACUGGAGACUGUUCUGAGACUGAUGACAGUGAUGAUCGGAAGGGGAGCAGACCAUGUAGUACUGAUGUCCAGCAGCUGUUGGUGGUUAAACAAGAGGUUCCCCCUGAGCAGCAGGAGUGGAGCUCCAGUCUGGACCAGGAGGACCCAGAGCCCCCACACAUUAAAGAGGAACCGGAGGAACUCUGGACCAGUCAGGAGGGAGAGCAGCUCCAAGGGCUGGAGGAGGCUGAUAUUGAGUUCCCAUUCACUCCUGUCCAUGUAAAGAGUGAAGAUGAUGAAGAGAAACCUCAGUCCUCACAGCUUCAUCAAAGACAAACUGAACAGAUGGAAACAGAAGCUGAUGGAGAGGACUGUGGAGGACCAGAACCAGCCAGGAACUCCGAUACCCAUUUACAACCAGAUACUGAUGACAAGACUGGAGACUCUUCUAAACCUGAGACUGAAUACAUUGAUGACUGGAAGGAGACCAGACCACGUAGUACUGGUGAGAAACCUUUUAGUUGCUCUGAGUGUGGGAAAAGAUUUGGCCACAGUUGUAAUCUGAAGAGACACAUAACAUCACAUACAGGAGAGAAACCUUUCAGCUGCUCAGUUUGUAAGAAACCUUUUAGACUGCGUGAAGAUUUACAGAAACACAUGAGAACUCACACAGGAGAGAAACCUUUCAGCUGCUCAGUUUGUAAGAAAUCUUUUACGAAGAGAGAAAAUUUACAGAUACACAUGAGAAUCCACACAGGAGAAAGACCUUUCAGCUGCUCACUUUGCAAGAAAUCUUUUAGACAGCGUGGAGAUUUACAGAAACACAUGAAAAUCCACACAGGAGAGAAACCUUUCAGCUGCUCAGUUUGUAAGAAGUCGUUUACGCAUAGAGGAACUUUACAGGAACACACAAGAAUCCACACAGGAGAGAAACCUUUCUGCUGCUCAGUGUGUACGAAAUAUUUUACAAAGAGAGGAAAUCUUCAGACACACAUGCGCAUCCACACAGGAGAGAAACGAUUCAGUUGCAGUGUUUGUAACAAAAGAUUUGCUAGUCAUCGACAGGUCAAAACACAUAAAUGUGUUGGUCGUCAGUCUUCACAGCUUCAUCAAACUCAAACUGAGGAGAACAGAGAGGCAGAGCCUCCAGUCAUCAGCUCAAUUCAACAGAUGGAAACAGAAGCUGAUGGAGAGGACUGUGGAGGACCAGAACCAGCCAGGAACUCAGAUCCAGAUACACAUUUACAACUAGAUACUGAUGACAAGACUGAAGACUGUUCUGAACCUGAGACUGAUGACAAUGACAACAUUGAUUUUUGGAAAGAGAGCAGUGGACAUCUGUCAGGUUUAAAUACUCAAAAAACACAAGAAUGAGAUUGUCAAUAAGAAGUCAUUCUUCUUCCUCUGCUGUGAGCAAACAGCAUUUAGAGUUGGGCAUGUUCUCAGCUUUAGACUUCUCACAGGCUGUAUGUAAAGUGUUUUGCUGGUUAUUAAUAGUUUCAUCCAUGCAGUUGGCUCAGAUUAAACUUGAAAAUGAAGGAGGGAGACUUCUGGCCUGAUA
Messenger RNA from Sebastes umbrosus (honeycomb rockfish), 4192 nucleotides. RefSeq names its product gastrula zinc finger protein xFG20-1-like. The transcript has 3 exons. Bases 142 to 4005 code for a protein of 1287 amino acids. The record is from RefSeq and is a predicted model, not a curated record. NCBI's taxonomy places the organism in Eukaryota, Metazoa, Chordata, Actinopteri, Perciformes, Sebastidae. Gene Ontology annotation, molecular function: DNA-binding transcription factor activity; RNA polymerase II cis-regulatory region sequence-specific DNA binding. Gene Ontology annotation, biological process: regulation of transcription by RNA polymerase II.